CUAAUAAUUUAGUUACCUGGGUGUAGUUUACAGAUACUUAUUACACCCUAAUUUUUCUUUCAUUUAUUUGAUUGUUUCUAUCAUCAUCUUCCUCCUACCAUCGUCCAUCUCUGCAAAUCAGGGUUUUUUUUUCUUUUUCAUCUCAGUUUUCACCCACCGUUGUGUCCGCUGGUUUUUGCCGGAUCUUACACGUAUCCCGUUUCGGAAUCCGUAUCGGAUCGUGUCGACAGGGUUACUGCGCCCCAAAUUGCGGAGUUAGGGUAACGAAAAUCGGGGGGCUAUUGUAUAGAGCUAAAAUUAUCUGCUUUACAACUCAUGUCUGGACCAAAUGAAGAUAAAAAUACUCAGCUUUCAUCUCACUUUUUCGGAGAUCUCUUGGAUUCCAUAAUUGUUGAUGUUGCAUCCGAGUGUCAUCGGAUAGCAAAAUUGGGGCUCGACCGUAAUUUAGAGGAAGAAGAAGAAGAAAUGAGGUUAUCAGUUCAAGCCCGAGCAAGAGUAGCUGAUCCUAGUAAUAGCAGUGAAACAAACACCAAGUAUGUAGUGGAUAUAUUUGGACAAACACACCCAUCUGUUGCCACUGAAAUAUUUGAAUGCAUGAACUGUGGGAGAUCCAUUGCUGCAGGGAGGUUUGCUCCUCACUUGGAAAAAUGCAUGGGAAAGGGUAGAAAGGCACGUCUCAAGGUUACUAGGAGUAGCACAGCUGCACAAAACCGGUAUUCGCGAGGCAGCCCUGUUUCUGCCUAUUCUCCUUAUUCGAAUUCUACCAGCACAAAUCGGUUAUCGAAUGGAACCCCUAGUGUUGCAGGGGAGGAGUAUUCAAAUGGCACCUACGAGGAACCAUGGAACAAAACUUGAGCCAAGGCUUUUAACUUGUGUAAUGCAGCUAGUUAAAUUGAACUCAAGCUUGUCUCUCUAGAUAGUUGAUAACUUAAUUGGAAAAAUGGGAGGCAGUAUUUAAGAAGAA
This is a messenger RNA of Gossypium arboreum, 964 nucleotides long. RefSeq names its product SAGA-associated factor 11. The coding region runs from base 316 to 855 and encodes 179 amino acids. The transcript is spliced from 3 exons. The record is from RefSeq and is a predicted model, not a curated record. NCBI's taxonomy places the organism in Eukaryota, Viridiplantae, Streptophyta, Magnoliopsida, Malvales, Malvaceae. Gene Ontology annotation, cellular component: DUBm complex; SAGA-type complex.